ACACACACACACACUCACACACUGGGGCGGAGGAUAGCCAUUUCCUCCCUCAACCUCACUCCCCUUCCUCUGCCUGCCCUGUGCGGUGCUUCAUUGUCUCCUGGGCAGGCUGCCACCGGGAGCUGACUGUCUCCAGGACUGGAAUCCUGUGCUCCUCCUGUGCCCAGAGCUCACCAUGUCCGCCAACGUCACCCUGAAGCCGCUCUGCCCGAUCCUGGAGCAGAUGAGCCGCAUCCAAAGCCACAGCAACUCGAGCAUCCGCUACAUGGACCACGCGUCCGUGCUGCUGCACGGGCUGGCCUCGCUGCUCGGCCUGGUGGAGAACGGACUCAUCCUCUUCGUGGUGGGCUGCCGCAUGCGCCAGACCGUCGUCACCACCUGGGUGCUGCACCUGGCGCUGUCGGACCUGCUGGCCACCGCCACCCUGCCCUUCUUCACUUACUUCCUGGCCGUGGGCCACUCAUGGGAGCUGGGCACCACCUUUUGCAAGCUGCACUCCUCCAUCUUCUUCCUCAACAUGUUCGCCAGUGGCUUCCUGCUCAGCGCCAUCAGCCUGGACCGCUGCCUGCAGGUGGUGCGGCCGGUGUGGGCUCAGAACCACCGCACGGUGGCCGCGGCCCACCGGGUUUGCCUGGUGCUCUGGGCCCUGGCGGUGCUCAACACGGUGCCCUACUUCGUGUUCCGGGACACCAUCCGGCGGCUGGACGGCCGCAUCAUGUGCUACUACAACGUGCUGCUCCUGAACCCCGGGCCCGACCGCGACGCCACGUGCAACUCGCGCCAGGCGGCCCUGGCCGUCAGCAAGUUCCUGCUGGCCUUCGUCGUGCCGCUGGCCAUCAUCGCCUCGAGCCACGCGGUCGUGAGCGUGCAGCUGCGCCACCGCGGCCGCCGGCGGCCCAGCCGCUUCGUGCGCCUGGUGGCGGCGGUGGUGGCGGCCUUCGCGCUCUGCUGGGGUCCCUACCACGUGUUCAGCCUGCUUGAGGCGCGCGCGCACGGCGACCCCGCGCUGCGGCCGCUCGUGUGGCGCGGCCUGCCCUUCGUCACCAGCCUGGCCUUCGUCAACAGCGUGGUCAACCCGCUGCUCUACGUGCUCACCUGCCCCGACGUGCUGCACAAGCUGCGGCGCUCGCUGCGGAGCGUGCUGGAGAGCGUGCUGCUGGACGACAGCGAGCUGGGCGGCCCGGGCAGCAGCCGCCGCCGCCGCGCCUCCAGCUCCCGCGCACCCCGCGCACCCCGCGCGCCCCCCGCGUCCUGGCCCGCGCGUCUGCUCGCCUGGGUGCAGGGCGGCGGCGCAGAGUCCACGCGGAGGGCCAGCUCCCGCUCCCAGGACGAGAGGGGCCCCCUGAACAGGGCGCUGAGCACCACAUCUGGGUAGAGGAUGGCGCGAGGGUGUGGGGACCGGGGGUCCGGCGAUCCAGCGAGAGCGCGUCCCGCAGGCGGGGGCAGGCCGGACAGGGAGCUGCCUGUAACCUCCCUCCGAUCCCCUCACGACCAUCAGCGGGAGGGACGCCAGAGGAGAUUCCGCAUUUCCGCUGAACUCCCAGGAAGCAGGGCAGGGCUGCUGGUCAGCGGACCCCAUGAGGACCAAGGAGGGGUUAAAUCCACAAGAUUUCUCAAACUAGGGUGCAGGGGCUUGCCCCUUCCAGGAGUGCAACUUUACCAGAUGGCAGGAGGGGAAAGGGAGGGAAGUAUUUUUCCAUGAAACCAGGGAUGCGUUUUGGAGUAGAAAAUGGAGAACAAAAGUUUGGGAAGCACCGGUCUGGUCUAACUCUCCAUGUAGUCCCCAGCCAGCGCUCACUGAGCUGAUGCCUGAUCCCGCGGUCUACCCACAGCUGUGAUACAUGGGCUUAAUCCACUUGACCCAAGUAUAGCGUCUGCAUACUCACCAGUAACCAUCAUGCGGUUCGAUUACCGUCCAGUAAGUGAAACAACACUCCCUCCACCCACAACAUACCCGAGGUACUGAAGGUCUUGGCUGUGAGAGGCCUGGUCUCUACCCCACCCAACCAGCACCAGCCGAGGGGUUUCUAAGGUUGCAAGAACAAGGGCUAGAGCUAUUGGUCUGGGCUAAUCCAAGUGCAGUGGGCAUCUCUGCUGAAGGUCUUAUCUGUGCACAGCAGCCCGAGACCACAGCGUAUGACAUUUCCUCAAGAAUAUGACAUCUGUAAGCCCUGGUACUUCACAGGGGUGCCCUCUGGGCAAUGCUGGUAAUCCCCAAAUCUUUCCAAAGCCCACCUCCCGACCACACAGAAGCUGGGCGACUGUCCCAAUCUGUAGCAGCGAGGGCUGUCAGACCUCCGUACAGCACAUCCAACUCUCCUCUGCCCACCACACACUAGACGACAAAGACCACUGCACUUGGGUCUGUCCCUGGGCCCACAGGCAGAACUGUGGCUGAUAACUGUUUGGUUAGUGGAAU
This is a messenger RNA of Neogale vison (American mink), 2419 nucleotides long. It is a transcript of the gene PTGDR2, whose product is annotated as prostaglandin D2 receptor 2. Gene Ontology annotation, cellular component: plasma membrane. NCBI's taxonomy places the organism in Eukaryota, Metazoa, Chordata, Mammalia, Carnivora, Mustelidae. The coding region runs from base 176 to 1375 and encodes 399 amino acids. Gene Ontology annotation, biological process: phospholipase C-activating G protein-coupled receptor signaling pathway; positive regulation of cytosolic calcium ion concentration; inflammatory response. The transcript has 2 exons. Gene Ontology annotation, molecular function: G protein-coupled receptor activity; complement receptor activity. The record is from RefSeq and is a predicted model, not a curated record.